UUUUCAAUCUCUCUCUCUUCACGAGAUUUAUUUAAUUGAAAAAUGGCUACGGGAGCUGCCGGCGACGGACUAUUCCGAGGAGUAUUAGACGGAUGUAUUUCCGGUCACGAUAUGGGGAUUCAACAGAGACCGUACCACCGGAACUGCAGCUGUAAACUUCAUAAAUCUCGUGGAAAUUGCUCUCAUUCUUCUCGUUGUACCAACGUAUCUUACCCAAUUCGAAGAUCGUGGAGCGAAAGCUGUUUAUCGUUGGCCGCCGGCGCUUACGCCGGUGCCUCCGGUCAUUCAUCGACGUGCUCUUCCCCGGCUUCCGGCGUCGGCGGGUCGGAUCUCACCGGAAAGAAGAGCUUGGUUCGUUCUACUAGUGAUGAAUAUGACGACGUCGUUUUGUUUAAGGUUUGAUUGAAAUUAUUUUUUGAAUUAAUAUGAUUAAUUCAUAAAGUACAAAAUUAUUGUAAACAAUGAUUCAAAAACAAUUGUUUAUUUAUUUAUUUAUUUAUUUGAUUUGGGGUUUUCGUGUUCAUAUAUUAGAAUUAUGAAGGGAAAAAAAAAGAUAUUGGA
Molecule: messenger RNA, 561 nt
Organism: Solanum pennellii
Lineage: Eukaryota; Viridiplantae; Streptophyta; Magnoliopsida; Solanales; Solanaceae
Exons: 1
Coding region: 43-402 (119 amino acids)
Source: RefSeq, a predicted model, not a curated record